Cheilinus undulatus (humphead wrasse) is the source of this 4168-nucleotide messenger RNA. It is a transcript of the gene adamts18, whose product is annotated as ADAM metallopeptidase with thrombospondin type 1 motif, 18. Bases 217 to 3996 code for a protein of 1259 amino acids. The record is from RefSeq and is a predicted model, not a curated record. Gene Ontology annotation, cellular component: extracellular matrix. The transcript has 24 exons. Gene Ontology annotation, biological process: extracellular matrix organization; proteolysis. Lineage: Eukaryota; Metazoa; Chordata; Actinopteri; Labriformes; Labridae. Gene Ontology annotation, molecular function: metalloendopeptidase activity.
GCCGCUCCGCCUCACACACUCUCUAAACACAUACACAUGCACUCAUGAGUGCGCUUUGCGUCUGUGCGCACCACCGGCUGCAGCAACCUGUCGACUUCACCUGAACCAGCAGAGAAGGAGCAGAACCUCCAAACAAUGCGUGCACGCUGCAUUAUGCGCUAUCGCAGGUUAUUAGGACUUUUGCGCUCUUUGCGGAGGUAACGGGGGAGGUGUAGCAUGCAUGCCGUCACCAUGGAUUGCCUUUUUCUUCUGAUAUGGACUUUACCCAUCCCACUGGUCGGCUGCACCUCUCUCAAGCUCCUGUCCACACUGUUGUCCUGGAAUAUCAUCAAGACGUUGCACAUUUACUGCUCACACACCUCCCACACCGUCUCAGCCAGCUUUUCGUCUUCCAGCGACAGCCACGGAUUAAAUCACGAUUAUGUGUUUGUAACCCCGGUGGAGGUGGACUCGCAUGGAGGAUACCUGAGCCAUGAUGUGAGCAGGCAAGGUCACCGCAGCAGGAGGUCUCUUUCUUCUUCCUCUUCCCUGCACUACCAGCUCUCUGCCUUCGGACACAAUAUGCAUCUGGACCUGCAUCCUUCCUCUGUGGUCGGCCCAGGAUUUACGGUGCAGAGGCUCGAUUCUGAUGGCAUCGCCACAGUGAUGGAUGACACAGGGUUUCACAACUGCCUAUAUCAGGGAUUUAUCCGUAACCUGUCAGCCUCGUCUGCAGCCAUAUCAACGUGCUCUGGACUGUCAGGUUUGAUCCGUGUGUCUCAGGAGGAGUACUUGAUCGCACCGCUACCCCAACACCUAGCAGACCAACACAACUUCAGCGCCCCCGAUGGUCACUACCCUCAUGUUGUCUACAAACGCUCAGCCGAACACAUUGUGCACAGAAGAUCCAGCAGUCCAUCUAGCACCAGUUCUGCUGUCCUCGAAAACCCCUACCUCCAACACUAUCAUUACCAGCACCAUCAUCAUCACCAUGACUACCAGCAUGGAAAGCUGCAGAGGCAACACUUCUGCGGACGCCGCAAGCAAUAUGCUCCUAAGCCUCCUGGUGUGGAUCGUUUUGUCAUGCCUGAUGAGUUUGAGAUACCUGAGGCAGAAGGUCCAGGAAGGGCAAAGAGAUCACCCAUUAACUCUAACAGGGUGGGGGGUCUGAAUGUGGAGACCCUGGUGGUGGCAGACAGGAAGAUGCUGGAGAAACACGGCAGGGACAACGUCACAACCUAUGUCCUCACGGUCAUGAAUAUGGUUUCCAGCCUUUUCAAAGAUGGCACCAUUGGGACGGACAUCAACAUUGUAGUGGUUAGCUUGUUACUUCUGGAGCAAGACCCACUGGGCUUGACCAUCAAUCAUCACGCGGACCAGUCCCUGAACAGUUUCUGUCAGUGGCAGUCAGGUCUGGUGGGGAAAGGUGGGAAACGGCACGACCAUGCUGUUCUCCUCACGGGACUGGACAUUUGUUCAUGGAAGAAUGAGCCCUGUGACACUCUGGGUUUUGCUCCCAUCAGUGGAAUGUGCAGUAAGUACAGGAGUUGUACCAUUAAUGAGGACACAGGGCUGGGCCUGGCUUUCACCAUCGCUCAUGAAUCUGGACACAAUUUUGGGAUGAUCCAUGAUGGUGAGGGGAACCCUUGUCGCAAGACAGAAGGCAACAUUAUGUCCCCCACUCUGGCCGGAAACAAUGGUGUCUUCUCCUGGUCCACCUGCAGCAGACAGUACCUCAGCCGCUUCCUUGGAACAGCACAGGCAUCCUGUCUGGUAGAUGAGCCCAAGCAGAUCGGUCAGUACAAGUACCCUGAGCAGCUCCCCGGGCAGCUCUAUGAUGCAGACACACAGUGCAAGUGGCAGUUUGGCUCUAAGGCUAAACUGUGCAGCCUUGAUUUUGUCAAGGACAUCUGCAAGUCGCUUUGGUGUCAUCGCACAGGGCACCGCUGUGAGACAAAGUUUAUGCCGGCUGCGGAAGGCACCAGCUGUGGUCCUGACAUGUGGUGUCGAAGAGGCCAGUGUGUUAAAUAUGGGGAGCAUGGUCCUCGGGCAGUCCAUGGGCAGUGGUCCUCUUGGUCUCAGUGGUCAGACUGCUCUAGAACCUGUGGAGGAGGCGUCAUGUUCAGAGAGCGAUCCUGCAGCAGCCCGAGACCACAGAACAGUGGUAAAUUCUGCCCAGGCUCCGGUCGUCUAAACCAGCUAUGUAACACUCGACCGUGCCCUCUGAAUGCAGUGGACUUCCGAGCUCAGCAGUGUGCUGAGUACAACAGCAAGCCUUUCAGGGGCUGGUACUACAAGUGGAAGCCUUAUACUAAAGUGGAUGAUGAAGACAUCUGUAAGUUGUACUGCAUCGCUGAAGACUUUGACUUCUUCUUUGCCAUGUCCAGCAAGGUGAAAGAUGGCACCUCCUGCUCAGACCACAAAGGAGAUGUGUGCAUCGAUGGAGUGUGUGAGGCAGUAGGCUGUGACCAGAUGCUGGGCUCUAAGGCCUCUUUGGAUGCCUGUGGGGUCUGUAAAGGAGACAACUCCACUUGCAAGUUCUUCAAAGGCCAAUAUGCCCUUCAGCACAGAGCUAAUGAAUAUUACUCCAUGGUAACAGUUCCUGCUGGAGCACGAAGUAUUCACGUUCAGGAAAUGGAGGUCUCAACCAGCUACCUGGCUGUCCGCUCCCUGAAGAGGAAAUACUACCUGACCGGAGACUGGACCGUGGACUGGCCGGGAAAGUUUCACUUUGGUGGGACUGUGUUUGACUACCAGCGUUCCUUCAACAAGCCAGAGAGCCUGUACGCUGCUGGACCUACUAAUGAGACGCUGGUGUUUGAAAUCCUUCUGCAGGGGAAAAACCCAGGUGUGGUGUGGGAGUACACCCUACCUCGCACCGAGAGGAAACCCGACUACAGCUGGGGUGUGGUACGCUCUGACUGCUCUGCUCCCUGUGCUGGAGGUCGUAUCUCCACCAAGGCAAUCUGUCUACAGGACCAGAAGGUUCAGGUCAACUCCACUAUGUGUAAUCCUCAAACCAGACCCACACUGGGCUCCCAUCUGUGCAACACACAGCCCUGCCCUGCAUAUUGGGCGACAGGAGACUGGGGUUCCUGCAGUCGUUCAUGUGGGGGAGGUCAGCAGACCCGGACGCUGCGCUGCCUGAGGAAGGUGACUUACCAAAGGGAGGAGGUGGUGGCCCACUCCCUCUGUCCUGUUAUCUCUCCAGCUCAGGUCCAGCCCUGCCACACCCAGGCCUGCCCACCUGAGUGGAGCACUGGAUCCUGGUCACAGUGCUCAAAGAGCUGUGGCCGUGGACUGAGGAAGAGGAGCGUGUUUUGCCGCAGCACCGAUCCCGGGGCCAAAGCGGUGGUGGUGCCUGACAGCAUGUGCAGACAGCAUCACAAACCCAAAGCCCAAGAGACUUGCGUCCUGCGGCGCUGCCCCAAGAACGAAAGGCUACAGUGGAUCCCAACUCCCUGGGGAGAGUGCUCCAGGUCCUGUGGUUCAGGCGUCCAGAAAAGAGAGCUUCGCUGCGGGGAGAGAGAUUCACAGGAGGGAGGGUUUGUGGAGUUCCCCGCUCGGAGGUGCAGGAACAUGGCCAAGCCUUUGGUAGAUCUCCAGCAGGGCUGUAACAGAGGUCCGUGCCCACAGCUCCCCAGGGCCAUCCCUGGCAGGACCCCCUCCACUGCCGUGGUCUUAGGCUGGUACUCCUCUCCCUGGCAGCAGUGCUCGGUGUCCUGUGGUGGAGGGGUGCAGACCCGGACCGUUCAGUGUCUGCGCCAAGGUCGCCCUGCAGCUGGCUGCCUGCCACAUCAGAGGCCUGUCACAUCCAGGGCGUGCAAUACACACUUCUGUCCCCCUGCGGUCCCCCCGGCACCGCCACAACGCCACGGCAGGGUCACAGCUGCAUCGAAAGAUGAACACUGCGUGGAUCAUUUCAGCUGGUGUCACUUGGUUCCUCAGCACGGCGUUUGUAACCACAAGUUCUAUGGACAGCAGUGCUGCAAAUCCUGCUCCAGCAAGAGGCCGUAGAGUUCCGAGUCUAUUUAUUCACACCUCUAAAAGACAGAGGCUGUUUGAGGAUGAUGACUGAUAAACGCAAACAGAACUGUUCCCAUUACACGGUGUAUUUUCUUCCUGGAGUACUUGACUCUGAUGAACUUUGUAAAGAAGAGCAAAAUGCUGGACUCUUGUUUCAGAGGGC